Helobdella robusta is the source of this 510-nucleotide messenger RNA. RefSeq lists its product as hypothetical. The record is from RefSeq and is a predicted model, not a curated record. The transcript has 2 exons. The coding region runs from base 1 to 510 and encodes 169 amino acids. Lineage: Eukaryota; Metazoa; Annelida; Clitellata; Rhynchobdellida; Glossiphoniidae.
AUGAGAACCUUAUCUACGUGGAUGCAAUCUCACGGUCAUGCUCUGAACGAUUUGACCUAUGCACUUCCUAUUCUUGUUCUUAUGCACUUGGAUGUCAUUUCGAUGUAUGUUAGUGCAUCUGGUGGAGCUUGCCAGAUGCAUUGCAGUUUUUAUGCUGGUUAUACAUGUGGCGGAUUUUACAUUAAGCUCACGAAACUUCCGCACCGUGAAUGGACAAACUUAAAUUGGUUCCGGCAAGUUUUGAGUGGAAUUACCCGCGAGGAAUCGUUGAAUAGAUAUUCUAAAUGUUUCACCGAUUACUGCGAGGAGUUGGUUGGAGUUGAUCGUCAGUCGAUCAAGAAUGAUGAUGUCACAGAGAUGGCUGUGCUGAAGUCUCCGUCCAGUUCCAACUUGCGCUGCAUCAACGUAUUGCGUCAAGACAGUUUUCGUAUGGAUCGCGUUGUUUCCUUCUCAAAUAGUCCUGUGAAUUUUUCAUUCAAAUUUUUGUUACAGACGUCAAACUGUUCAUAA